This is a messenger RNA of Haemonchus placei, 354 nucleotides long. The record is from the annotation of a GenBank genome assembly. NCBI's taxonomy places the organism in Eukaryota, Metazoa, Nematoda, Chromadorea, Rhabditida, Trichostrongylidae.
AUGCUGCCCAGAGGGAGCACAAUUCGUUCUAUAACUGUUCGGUUUUACUUGAAGGAUCCUUUUGGAAAAACUGUCUUCCCAGUGGCAAUACUACCGGAUCAACCUAUCUACGCUGCUAUUAUCACUCCUGCAAUUCAUUACACUAUGGGUGGAUUGAGAAUUGACAAAGAUGCUCGGGUGCAUAAUGAGUUCAUGAAUCAGCCAUUCAAAGGUCUUCUAGCUGCCGGAGAAGUGACAGGAGGGGUCCAUGGUGCCAAUCGUCUGGCAGGAAACUCCCUUCUCGAAUGUGUGGUGUUUGGAAGGAUCGCUGGCCGAACCGCUGCCGCCACCAAUUACAGUCAUGAAGAACUUUGA